AUGCUCCUCCCGGUGCUUUUGGCCCCCAUCGUUGCCUUCGUGGGACUUGCUCAGGGUGCCAAGUUGCCCGUUGUCGACCUUGGGUAUGGACUCCAUCAAGCAAUUGGAUACAAUGGGACCUUCGACUUCUACAACUUCUCCAACAUCCGAUAUGCUCGGCCUCCAACCGGCAGUCUUCGCUUCACGGCUCCCCAGCCUCCAUUGACGAACAGAACGGUGCAAGAUGGCAGCUCCGGAGGCACCUGUCCUCAAUCAUACCCUGUCUGGUACCUCUGUGGCUUGGCUCUGCUGAGCGGCUCCAUUACCUCCACCGCUUCCUGCGAUGCCGGCCUUAUUCCUAAACCUGAACCUACGGAACAGGAAGACUGCCUAUUCCUGGAUGUCAUUGUCCCGAAACAGAUCUUCCCAAACGCCAGCGCAAAACACGCGACAGGAGCCCCGGUGAUGGUCUGGGUGUACGGAGGUGGUUUUACGUUCAGCAAGAUGUAUCAGGAUGGAAAUCCUGCCGGGCUCAUUCAGAGAAGCCGCGAAGAGGACCCCAGUGGCAAAGGCGUGAUCUACGUUACCUUCAACUAUAGAGGCGGAGCGUUUGGUUUCUUAUCAGGACCCAAUGUCCAAUCCAACGGCACGGCCAACGCGGGCCUUCUUGACCAGCGUAUGGCACUCGAGUGGGUGCAACAGUACAUCCAUCUUUUUGGAGGCGAUCCCAAGCAGGUCACCGUGUUCGGACAGUCCGCGGGAGCCGGGUCCAUCAUGCACCAGAUCACGGCGUACGCGGGCUUGAAGGGACCGGCACCUUUCCAGCGGGCCAUUCUGCAAUCCCCGGGCUUCGAACCGUUUCCCAGUCACUGGGAGCAGGACAACCUGCUGCAGAGGUACCUGGGCCUCCUCAACGUGUCAACCAUCCAAGAGGCGCGCGGUUUGCCCUUCGCUGCCCUCUCUGCCGCCAACGUGGAACUCGUCGCAUCUUCUCCCUAUGGGACGUUCACGUUCGCGCCCACGGUCGACGGCGACCUCGUGCCCAGCCUGCCGGGCAAUCUGCUGGCGCAGGGGAACUACGACACGACGGUGCAGAUCAUGACGGGCUUCAACACGCACGAGACGCUGUACUUCACCGACCCGGACAGCACCAACAACUCGAUCUUCCUGUCCAGCAUCACGGGGACGUUCCCGGGCAUCCAGCCGUCGGUGGCAAACUACGUGGCCGAGACGCUGUACCCGCCGAUCUUCAACGGGAGCUACCCCUACACCUCGUUCUACGAGCGCGCCGAGCUCACGCUGCAGGAGAGCGCCUUCACCUGCAACACCUUCUUCCUGCAGACGGCCGCCGCCCGCAAACUGAAGAACCCGGCGGCGGACUACGGCUACCGCUUCAGCGUCCCGCCCGCCUACCACGGCCAAGACGUGGCUUACACGUACUACAACCCCGCGACGGCCGGCGCGAGCGUCAACGCCACCAUCGCCCUGCUCAUGCAGCGCGCCCUGACGCGCUUCGCGCUGACCGGCAAUCCGAACCGCAAGGGCGACGCCCCGAGCACCGUCAUGCCUGUAUAUCAGGACCAGAACCAGAGCCAGGGGGCGGCGGCGGCAGGCAAGAUCCUCGACCUCAACGUCACGGGGCUGACGGUGAUUGCGGACCCGAACGACAACGAUCGCUGUCGCUGGUGGCAGAAGUCGCUGUACUAUUGA
Messenger RNA from Fonsecaea erecta, 1689 nucleotides. RefSeq lists its product as hypothetical. The coding region runs from base 1 to 1689 and encodes 562 amino acids. The record is from RefSeq and is a predicted model, not a curated record. The transcript has 3 exons. Lineage: Eukaryota; Fungi; Ascomycota; Eurotiomycetes; Chaetothyriales; Herpotrichiellaceae.